Messenger RNA from Funneliformis mosseae, 189 nucleotides. NCBI's taxonomy places the organism in Eukaryota, Fungi, Glomeromycota, Glomeromycetes, Glomerales, Glomeraceae. The record is from the annotation of a GenBank genome assembly.
AUGCAAAAUCAAUCAGUUAAAAAAAGAAAGACUCUUUCUCAUGAAAAAGAAGUUUUAGAAAGAUUACUUAUCUAUAAGACUAAAAUUCCUGAUCAAGUAUAUCAAGAAAUCGAACAGUUAUUAGGAGUAGAAUGGAAUAAGAAAAAGAUUUAUAGCUGGUGGAAUUAUCAUAUCAAAAAAUCUGAUUAG